This is a messenger RNA of Lepisosteus oculatus (spotted gar), 2430 nucleotides long. RefSeq names its product transmembrane protein 255B. Lineage: Eukaryota; Metazoa; Chordata; Actinopteri; Semionotiformes; Lepisosteidae. The record is from RefSeq and is a predicted model, not a curated record.
ACGUGGUUUGUGUAACUGUGCUGCAUAUGAUAUUAGGUAAGAAGACACCAGCAGAGGUGUCGAGCGCUCCUCGGUGCUUGGUCUUCCUUCGUAUUCCACGGCCGUGCUGGGUCACAUUAUCACCACUGAAUACUGAGAGGAGAAAAUGGUGCUGGAGUAAAUCUUGGGACUUAAUUGACUACAGUUGACUACAUCCCACAAGCGCUGCUCGAAGUUCUGCACUCUUCGUGGUCUUCGGCGUUGUAGAGGAAACAGCUACAUUUUAUGGUCGAGAUACAGUAUGUGCUAAAACUCUUUCAUCAUUACACGCCGGUUUUCUGGUGCCUCUUUUACUCUUUUUUGUCGUUUUGUUACACCGCUGUGACUAUAAAAAAUGCAACAACCCACGGUCACAGGAACCGCUGCUGUGCUGGAUACUGCAGAACAGUUUGCAAAAAGACGGAGGACAGCUCUGUGGUUCACAGUCUCUCUUCUGGUCCUCUCCAUCAUCAUCCUGGUGGUUGGGCUGCUGUCGGCCACACGGACAGAAAACAUUGCAGUUGCAAGCUAUUAUCCCGGAAUCAUUCUUAGUUUUGGUGCCUUUCUGGGAAUCGUUGGGAUAAAUCUAGUGGAGAACAGAAGACCAAUGCUGGUCGCAUCCAUCGUGUUUGUCAGCAUUGGGGUCAUCGCCACCUUCUUCUGCGCCAUUGUGGAUGGGGUCAUCGCAGCAGAGUUCAUCGAUAGAAGACCCUUGUCUGAAGGAAGGUGUGAGUUUUACACCAGUGGUUCUGGGUAUGCGUAUGACAACUACCACACCGAGGUGUCCUGCUUCACCUUUGGCAGUAAGUGUAAGAUGAGGGUGAAAAGCAACACCUGCUACUGCUGUGAUCUUUACAACUGCGAGAGCCCGGAGCACUUCUCCCAAUACUACGAGUACACAGGGGUCAGCAGCUGCACGGACGUGGUUCACCUCUACCGCCUGCUCUGGGCCUCCGUGGUCCUCAACAUCCUGGGCCUGUUCCUGGGCAUCGUCACCGCCGCCAUCCUGGGUGCUUUCAAAGACAUAACCCCAGCUACCCAGGCCUCCCAGAGCUCGGCUCCUCCUCCUCACAUCCUGUACAACCCCACCCAGCACGUCCUCACCUACGCUGGAUUCUGCCCAUCCGGACAGGCCCUGCCUGCCUACCCCAACUACCCUCUGCCACUGCAGCACCACAGCAACUACCAGCCCCCGGCUUCCUCUGAGGCCUCCCUGCCCGAAGAGAGCCAGGCCCCGUCGCAGGCCUCGUCGCAGACCUCGUCCGGCUACAUGCUGACGCCCAACGCGCCGUCUCUGUACGCGCCCUCCUAUAACCCUUUCGAGAAACCGCCUCCUUAUGCCUCCUGAGCACCUCCGCCAACGUUUCUGAAGACUGGAGGGUAACCGUGUCCUGAACACGCAGGUGGCCUGUGUAGUAACCAUUUCACUUCUCAUGUGAGCAGCCUAGCCGACUCCAAGCCUUCUCUCUCUUAGUGGGGCUCUCAGACUCCUUCCCUGUCCCAGAGCCUGCAUGCUGAAGACCCCGCCAGAUGUCCCCUAAAGCACAGGGCUCUGUUGGCGCGGUAACCGACACAAGGUAGGCCCCGCUGGCCCACUCAGUUUACAAUAUACCUCCCAUACAGAACGGUCCUAGAUCACGUCACGAAAACUGGGAUAUUUCAGCUCAGUUAAAUCUUUACAAUUAGGCUCCAUCACGUUCAAGAGUUGCGGCCUUUUUCCGGGAAUGCAACUGUCCCAUAAAGAACAGCAGCAAAAGAAAAGCACCCUUUUCAAAAUAGUAAAUAUUUUAAAAUCAAAAACUUGAAUCUAACCUGUGGUGUUUGGCUUCAAAUUUGGUUUUGACUGUGAGAGUGUUACAUUUAAAUCUACAUUAAAGUGUAUAUUGGGACUGGGGCUGUAUUUUCUCAUUUUAAGAUAUGCCACAUGAUGAUUUGCUAUGACUUGAAUGCCCUUCAGUGUAAUGAACACACACAAAAUAAGUAAAUCUUGUGGAUUAAUCUCAAACUGUAAGUAAACAUCUUAAAAUAUUGAAUGAAAAUUUAAUUUUUGCAAUGUGUAUUACACAGCGAACGGAGUUGUUCAGCUAGGCCAAGAGUAAAUUGGGUGGCACCACAUUAAAUAAAGCAACUAAGAAAGCAGACUCGUUAUGUCAUAACUUUAACAGCUGCUUAAAAUACCACAACAUUGCAUUGCAGACUAGGGGACCCAUUCUGAGAACAGGCCCCAAGGUGCCCUUUAAAACUUUAAUGGAUGCAGAAACUGAGAAAUCAAACAAUAAAGAUAAAUCUGGAGGUUAUUUCUAGAAGGCAUCCCAAUUCUACAUUCCUGCUGUUGGUUUUUUAAAUAAAGCACAUUUCGAUUGAACUGUUCUGUACUCUUAAUGGAAAAAUAAAGCAAAGAGAUCUUCAACA